Messenger RNA from Ostreobium quekettii, 345 nucleotides. Lineage: Eukaryota; Viridiplantae; Chlorophyta; Ulvophyceae; Bryopsidales; Ostreobiaceae. The record is from the annotation of a GenBank genome assembly.
AUGUCUUCUCCAUGGCAAACCAACCACUUUAUGCUUCACGCUAUCACACAAUCGCACGCCGCCGUGUUCUACUCCUAUCCCAUGCCCGACGCUGCUGGUGAGGAAACCAGAGACGGCAGCCCCGCCUCUGCGAGGUCCCCAGCAUUCUCCAUCAUUUCUCUGCCCCCCCUUCUGGCCAGGACAGAAAAACUGCAACCGCAUGUGCACGCGUGCACUCCGUUAUUGCAACCAAGGAAUGCAGAUGAGCCGUGGCAGCGGCAUGAUGGCCCGCGCUGGCGAGCCAGCCACCAUUCGCCUUCCAGCAAAGCGUCCAACACACUUAUUUCAUGCCUUGGGGUUCCCUGA